AUCCGACGGCUAGGAUAGAGCUGGGUGCUCAUAAAGCUCGCAAGUCAAAUCUUUGCCCCGGCGAGAAAAUGAGGGUUUUUCGGCGCCGUGGGGAGAAUCGCGCGGUGGAAUUCGAUGCCGCGAUCAGGUACCUAGCAGAUCGUUUCUCGCCUGCGCUGCGGCGAGGUCUCGUGGAUCUGGCGAUUGUUUAGGGCGGAAUUUCGGUCCAGGAGCUGGAUUCUGGUAGCUUCUGGUUCUAGAGUGGCAGGGAAUGGAUUUGGGAAGCUACAUUGAGGUGGCUUUGGGAUGGAAAUUUUGCGGCGUAAGAGCUCCCGGCGGCUGGAUUAUUUCUCGCGUAUGAACAUGACAGAAGGUCGUGGCCGUCACAAUGGAGCUCACUCCACUAAAAUUCUUGCUGCUGUUCUUGCUACUGGCUGUCGUGGGCUACGUUGUUUUCACUUGCACAGCACGUCUUGUUGCAUGGGUGGUGAGCAGAAUGAUCGGUGGCACUGUACGAUUCCGCAUUGCUGGAAUAAAUGGGAUCAAAGAAAUCUCCAUCGAUCUUCAUAAGGGACCGGUGGCUUAUCUCACUGUCAGCGAGCUCAAAGUUUCUGUGAAAAAGCCUCCGGGCACAACUGGCUGGAACAUCCUAUCUUGGAGCUCCAAACUCCAGUUGAUCAUUUCUGACGUUGAGGUGGUACUCAGAAAACACAAAAGUUCCCGACCGCGAGGAAAGAAAAGACACAGGCACAAUUCUACUGGUCGCGGAAUAUGGAUGGUGGUGACCAACGUUGCCAAGUACCUCAGCGUCUCAGUGAAUGAGAUAGCGGUCAAAACUGUGGAGACCGCGACGAUAACGCUGGAUGUUAAAGAGCUGGAAGUGGAUACUUUCCGGGACGAUGCUGCUGUUUUUUCUCUCGGAGUGAAAUUUUAUCUUGCACCAAUCGUUUUAUAUCUCGGUGAAGAUAAGCGAUUGACAGAUGCUCCUGGGAUUUUUCGACCACUGAGAAAGAUUGAAGCCAACGGAGACUUUUAUUUCUCGCUGGAGCAUCUCUCGGUGUCAGGAAUUAUAGAUCACGACAGAGAAGCAGGGAUGGUGAUCAAACAGUUGGAGGCAGGAUGCGGUGAGGCUAUACUUAACAUAAGUGCCGAGUCGAUGCCUCGAGGCCCUCUGGAAACUGUGUCGGAUACAGAUCCUCAGGAGAUUCCUCAUAUAGAAAAUCACGAGUCUCGAGAAAUACACCCCGAGUACGAAGCAAGAAUUUUGGCAAGAAAGGUCCCGGAGGCGAUCAACUUCAGUUUGCCCAAGUUCACUAUCGAAGCGAAAACUUCCUCCGAAUUAGCUUCAUUUAAGAACGAGAUUAAGGGUAUUUUUCUGCAUGGAAGCAGAUCCAGCCCACUCGAUAACGUGGGCGUUAUUUCGUUGCUUGACAUUGAAGUAGACUUGGGCGAGAUUCAUGUUUUUCAAGAUGAAGAAAGUUCCGUGCUCGAUAUCAUGAAGGUCUCUGUCAAUGUUUCUGUGGAAUUCCCUACGCAGUUGGUUCGGCCAUUGCGAGUGGAAGUAGAUGUGAAGCUGGGAGGGACGCAGGUCAACUUACAUAUGAGCAGAUACGACGAGUUUAUGCAGCUUAAGUCGUUUCGUCCUGUAAAGAAGAAGAGAAGGAGCUCCUCGACUGCGCCGACUCGGAAAAUGAGCAUAUCAUGGAGCUGUAGCAUUUCAGCUCCUGAGAUGGCGAUUUUCUUUUAUAGCCUCGAGCGAUGGGCCUUUAUGCACGUUUUUUCUCAAACUUCUCAUCUGUACAUCAACAUCAUACCAAGUCACGGUGUUGUUGUUCACGCUGAGCUGGGCGAGCUUUACCUCAACAGGAUUGAAAAAGGGAUGAGAGUUCCGACGGAGUUUCUGGUUGGUGUCGAAGGCGGUUCUGGCUGCGUUCUGCAUUUAUCCCGCAUAGCCGUUGACAGUGGUGUAGAAGGAGCAGGGGAAACUCCGGCAGUGACGGUUGAAGCAGGUGCGACCGAGGUGUAUAUUGGUAUGCUCAACAUCAAAGCUGCUUUAUUCGCUCUCGCUUCGAUUAAAUCUUGCCUAAAGGACAGGAGGACUGGAACUACCAAAGAAAAGGAACGUCAUAAACGGGGUACUACAAUUAAACUCCAGCUUGAGCAGCUAGUUUUUCAUCUUGAAGAGCAGAUGCACGUUGAGGACUCGACUGUUUCUGAUCCGAAGAAAGUCAACUUUGGUAGCCAGGGGGGGAUAGUGAUCAUCACAAAGCAGGAGGAUAAUCUGCGGACUGCCCGGGUCAAGCCCGUAGCCUUCAAUCAAACAAGUUCGUCGGGAGUGAAGCAGAAGCUGACCGUCACCUUCUCUCUCAUCGUCGUUUCUCUCGAUCGCGAGAAGAAAACUACACUUCUGGAGCUUGAAAGUGGUCGAAUGCUUUACGAGGAAGUAGGCGCAGAUGAGAAAAACGUCGCCGAAAAGACGCUGCUGGCAAUGCACGCUGUCAAGCUUAUUCACAGGCCUGCGAAGCUAGCGAACGACGUCGUCAUGCACUUCCUUCUGAGUGCACGGAAUGUUUCACUCCACUGGGAUCCAGACGUGCACUUGUUUUUCUACCAGCUGAGCCUCGGGGUGAAAGAGUUAUUGCGCAAUCGUGGCGCUGCCAAGAAUCCCAAGAAGGCUGCUACUUCGAAGUCCAAAGCUUAUUAUGCCGUCGACAUCGAAGACAUGAACAUCAAUGCUGAACUGGCUGAUGGAGUUGAAGGUUCGGUUCAUAUACAAUCUCUUUUCUCUGAGGAUGCGGUUGUGGGGAUGCUCUUUGAGACCGUGGAAGUAGCUUUCAACAAAGCUGCUGUAGCCAGGAUUGAUCGACUCCAGGUUUCGCGAGUACCAUCACUACUUCAAGAGCAGGAUAUGUCGAGGGGAAGACAGCUUUGGGAUAUCGUUAUACACGGGGCUGGCGUACUUAUUAUUAUGCCAUACAGGUUACCUCUUCGUGCUAUCGAUGACGCUGUUGAGGACACUUGGAGAGGCUUGAAACUUGCAAUGGUUGCAAAGAGAAUCUCGAUGCGUCGGACGAGUAUGCCAGAAUUUUCGAAACCAAAGGACAGGCCUUCGUUCCAACUGCAUUCUAUGAAGCUUCACGUCCGCGGUAUAAAAGCAGAGAUAGAAGAAGAACCUCUCCAAGGUUGGUUAGACGAGCAUCAUCUUCUUCUUCAACAGCAGUGCCGUGUACUUCUCGUUCGGGAAAAGCUUCUGGAAGAGUCGUAUGCAAAAGUACAACUUACGAAGCAGGAAAAGCGGAAAAUGUGGGAGCAGCUGCAGGAACAAUCAUUUCAGGAAUAUAGGCGGGCUUGUUCCAAGCUCAUUCCUAGUCGAGGGUCAGGGGCUUGUGGCACAGGAUUUCAAGCGAAGUUCAGAACAAGUGUCAGGAGAGCUUCCUUGAUGUCUAUUUCGGCAGAAACUCUGGAUUUCACGCUGACGAGAAUCAAAGGAGGCAGAUCUGGAAUGAUUGAAGCCAUACGGAGACUUGACUGCGUGCAGCCGGACGUGCAAGUUCCAUUUUCAAGACUCUAUGGCGGGCACGUUAUAUUCGGAAUGACAUCACUUGCGAUCUGUCUUCGAGAUUAUACGCCUAUGCUUUCGGCAUCUUCUGGAAGGUGCGAAGGGAUCGCCAUCUUUGCUCAGCAGGCAACAUGUUUCCAGAAGCAGAUGGUGCAACACCUAUAUGUCGGCCGAUGGAGAGCUGUGGAGAUGCUGCGUUCCAUGAGUGGCACGACGCCAUCGUAUAAGUUCUACAGCGAGCUGCCUAUUGAGAUUACUACAGCGAAAGUGUGUUACGGUGUCGGUUUUGAACCUGCCUUCGCCGACGUGAGCUAUGCCUUCACUGUUGCUCUACGGAGGUACAACCUCAGCGUGAGAGAGGAACUGGUACACAGACCCCCUCUCGUCAAAAAGGAGAAAAACUUGCCUUGGUGGGACGACAUGAGAUAUUACGUCCAUGGGUUCAACAGCAUCACCGUUUCCAAUUUCGAGUGGAAUUUUUUAGCGACAACGGAUCCUUACGAGACUCAGAACCGGAUGCAUAUGAUCUCGAGUACGAUGGUUAUCAGCCAGGCUGAAGGAUCGCUUUCAUUCCAGGGGGACAACUUUGAUAUGUACAUAUCCAGCUGGGAGGCACUGGAGAAACAGCACCAGUUCAUCCACGCUCCGGUCUUUCAACUCGUCAUUACUAUGGACUGGACUUGUGCAUCGGGUGCUCCUUUAUUUCAUUAUCUUCAUGCGUUUCCCAUCGAGCAGCGUUCGCGAGAACUAGUUUAUGAUCCGUUCCGCUCACUCUCCUUGUCGCUGAUAUGGAGUUUCUCUCUUCAAACUUAUGCUCCAAAAGGAGAGAGUGGGAUUAGCAUGAGGAGAAACAGGACAGGCCAGAAGUUUUCUUCGCCUUCACAGCUACCAGGUUCUUGUCGAGUCGACGUUCCUUAUAUGAACCUCAGCGCACAGGAUCUUAUGUGGGUGUUCAAGUGGUGGAAUCUUUACUACUCACCUCCACAUAAGCUGCGCUCAUUCUCAAGGUGGCCAAGGUUUGGGGUGGAAAGGCUACCGCGUUCAGGCAACUUGUCGCUCGAUAAAGUUCUGACCGAGUUCAUACUUAGAGUGGAUUCGACUCCAGCUUUUAUUCGUCACACGUCUGUAACAGACGAUGAUCCAGCCGAGGGGCUUACGUUCAGCAUGCAGAAGCUACGUUACGAACUUUGCUACAGUCGGGGGCUUCAGAGGUAUACCUUUGAAACCAAGCGUGAUAUCCUCGAUCUAGUCUAUCAGGGACUGGACGUCCAUUUGCUGAAGACCAAGCUCAAGGCCCUUUCCGACUCUGAGAAUGGUAUUCACAGCAGUGCUCACUCUGAUAAGCUGAAGGAAGAUGGUUUUCUUCUUUCUACGGAUUGCUUUACAUUAAGGAGGCAGUCUCCGAAAGCGGACACCGCACGGCUUUCUCCUUGGAGAGAAAACGUUCAAGUUCGUGGGUCUGGUCACUACAGGCUUUCCGAUAGUGAAAAUGAUCCUCCCGAUGCAACGUCCUCAGAUCCAAGUGACGACGAUGGCCUCAAUGCAGUGCUGGCGGACAACUGUCUCAGAGUUUCUUUGUACAGCCUCAAGCUGUUUUGGACCGUGUGCAAUCGGGAUGCUGUAUGGGCUUGGGUAGGAGAUAUCUCCAAAGCUUUUGAAGCACCGAAGCCGUCACCGUCCAGGCAAUAUGCUCAACGCAAGCUGGUGGAGGAGAAGCAAAAGGCUACUGUUCUUGCUGAGCAGGGUGCAAAAGCUAUAAGCUCUGCCCCAUCUCAAGAGAUGCUACGUUCAAGGCUAAAGGAAAAUGUUGAGGAAGAAGAAACGCUGCAGUUUAUGGUCAACGUCAUUCAGCCUCAGUUUAAUCUUCACUCAGAAGACGCACAUGGUCGAUUUCUUCUUGCAGCCGCAAGUGGUCGAGUAUUAGCACGCUCUUUUCAUUCAACAUUCUACGUAGGUCUUGAGGAGCUCCUUCAGCAGGCUCUUGGACCUGCUUCAUUUUCAACUCUUGGAAGCAUUCCUGAACUGUCUUGGAAACGUCGGGAGCUGUCAGUACUGCUAGAACAUGUGCAGGCUCAUGUCGCACCAACGGAUGUCGACCCUGGUGCAGGCAUUCAAUGGUUACCGCGAAUUCCCAGAGGAGCAGUAAAGGUCAAGCGGACAGGUGCUUUACUUGAGCGCGUUUUUCUUCCGUGCUCUAUGUAUUUUCAAUAUAUUCGCCACAAAGGAGGAUCGACGGAUUGCAAAGCAAAGGCUCUAAAGGACCUUUCUUUCAAUUCUCCCAACAUUACAGCUACGAUGACCUCUCGUCAGUUCCAUAUCAUGGUGGAUGUUUUAAGCAGCCUUCUCUUUGCGACGCUUCCAAAGCCGCGUAAACGUGAAGAGGAAGAGGACGUGGUAGAAGAGGCAGACGAAGUAGUACCGGAAGGUGUAGAGGAAGUAGAGCUUGCUAGAAUCAAACUCGAACAAGCAGACAGAGACAUGAAGCUCAUAUCGGAUGAUUUAAAAAUCAUUAGGCUGCGAUGGCGCACUGCAGCAGACGGAGGAGCAAGUCCGGACCAACUUUCGUUAAAAGAAUCUCCAGAGAACUCGUUGAACAGAGCCUUGACUACGUCCGGCCUUGUACGGAAGCUGGAGUCUGAAUUAGUUUUUAAAAAGAAGGAAAGGAAAGUAGCUUACACUUCAGUAAGAUCUGCAAUGCACAGGGCAGCGCAACAGGAGAGGGAAAAGAACAAAAUCCCCUCUGCUGCAAUGCGAAUAUCUUGGGCUAUUGACAAGGUUGUUUGGAGCAUGUUAUCCGAUGGUGAUACGUUUGCUGAAGCCGAGAUAAGCAGCAUGAUAUUGAAUGUUGACAGAGAUUUCAACAACGUCGGUGUUGCACGUUUCACUACCAAGUCGUUUGUUGUCAAGAAUUGUGUCCGUCUUGCGAAAUCAAAUGUGCUGUCCGCGUGGAAUCCACCAGCUGAAUGGGGAAGGAAUGUUAUGCUUCGCGUAGACGCCAAACAAGGACCUCCAAGAGAGGGACUUUCACUACUCGAAAUGUUUCAGGUAGAAAUCUACCCGCUUAGGAUCCAUCUGACUGAAGUAAUGUAUACGAUGAUGUGGGAGUACUUCUUCCCUGGCGACGAACAAGAUCCGCAAAAGCGACAGGAGGUAUGGAACUCCGGAACAAAGCGCAGCAAGAAAGGAGUUGCUGUCUUUGAGUCUACGAAGGAACCGUCCGUAUCGAAAACCAGUGCUCCUGGAACUCCUCCUACGCUUCACGGUGGUCAAGCACUACAACGAUCGACUGCUCAGGCAAGAAGACUAAGUUCAGCGAAUGGCCUCCAUUCACAAUGCUCUUUCUGCUCACCUCUCAAUCAGUCAAAGAAUUUAUUGGAACACCAACGCUCGGCGUCACUUGACAAGUUCUGGGGUGAGAAGGAUACGGAGGGGUUUACAAGCGAGCUUGUCCUUUUCUCAAACUCAAACGCAGCUGCCUCGGAUGACGCUCUAGCGGCAACCAGUGCCGUUGUCGAGGUUGAUAUAACCAAGUCCAAGGACGCACGUAAAGCUCGAACUGGCAAAGCCCCUCAAGAAGACAAAAAGGAGGCCAAGAGCCGAAAGAUUUUCCUGGAGAUACAUAACAUCAAAAUCAGCCAGGUGGAGCUCCUCGUCACAUACGAAGGAUCGAAGAUCUCCGUCAGUGAGCUGAGGCUAUUGAUGGACAUGUUCACGAGGACCGAAUUCACUGGCUCUUGGCGUCGGCUGUUUUCUAGCGUGAAGAAACAUAUCAUCUGGGGUGUCUUGAAGUCUGUCACCGGAAUGCAGGGAAAGAAAUUCAAGGAUAAGAUGCAAGCCCAAGCCCGCGAGCCGUUCCAAGACAGCGAUUCAAACUCGAGUGACAGCGGCAUCACGUCAAAGAUCAGCACCAAGGAACGCUUUCCCAUUCCCAUUCCCCAUUUUUCAAGCGCCGGGGAGGGGUUCGUGUCCUCCAUACGGGGGCUAUUCAACUCCCAGAGGAAGAACAUGGUGCGCAAGAUACGAGGAGAGGAGAAUCAACACGAGUGGAGCGACGGCGAGCUGGCCUCUCGAGCAACACACAAGGGGAAGACGAAGCUCCUGCGCAGGCACUCGAAGAAGCGCGCUAGCAUAUCCAAAGGUUCUAUCAUUCUGGGAGAAAGGUACUGCCCGUCUCCUCGAGCAUCGUCGUCACCGUAUCACAGCGAUGGCGAGGCCUCCAGCGGUGGUUCCUCCACGUACGAGGAUUUUGAUACGUCUUAGCGGCCUUCAAACAAGAUAGGAUCCCGAGAGCUAGCAACUGUAAACAUAUUCGUAAAUACAUUGGAAAUAAUUAAUCCAGGGAUAGGGUUUAUGAUUA
Molecule: messenger RNA, 7895 nt
Organism: Selaginella moellendorffii
Lineage: Eukaryota; Viridiplantae; Streptophyta; Lycopodiopsida; Selaginellales; Selaginellaceae
Product: protein SABRE
Exons: 22
Coding region: 368-7798 (2476 amino acids)
Source: RefSeq, a predicted model, not a curated record